AUGAGUCACCGUGGCUGUCUGUGGCCUCUGGUGGAGAACAAGGCGUCCCUGUCAGGCCUGGCAAUGGGCACGCUAGGGAGCGUGCUCGCCAUGCUGCUCACCUUCGCCACCACGCUGCUCAUCCCAGACGACCUGCUCAAACUUCGAGUCACCGUGGCAGUCUGCGGCGUGUGGUGGAUCGCGCUCUCUGCCUUCACCUUCGCUUGGCUGCACCCGCGCCCCGGUCCCCCCAUGCCCAAGACCGGAUUCUCCAUGCUCAACCGCUGGCGCCACCUCUUCGGUCUCUUCAAGGAGGCCUCCCGGUACCGCUACACGUUCAUCUUCCUCAUCUGCCUCGUUGCGUACGGGAGCGGAUUCACCACCAUGCUGCAGAUGGCAGUGCUGUUCGGGCAAAACGACCUCUGCCUGUCCGUAUCAUCCAUGGCUAUCAUUGCGCUUACCGUUGCUGUGGUGGCGAUUGCUGGCAUGCCGCUCGCGCUGCUCUUCCAGCGGAAAACCCACGCGACGAACAAGACCAUGGUCGUGAUUCUCCUCACGUGCCUAGUUCCCCUGCCCGUGUGGGGAUUCAUCGGGUAUUUCACCGCCGACGGGGGGUUCGGGCUGAAAUCCGCGUGGGAGAUUUACCUGUGUGCGGCGUGGCUGGGGUUCUUCCUGGGAGCUCUCACGUCAUACUCGCGCACGCUGUUCAUUGACUUCAUCCCCGUGGGCCGUGAGGGCGCAUUCUUCACGCUCUUCUUUAUCUGCGACCGCAUCAGCUCCUGCAUAGGCCCCUUCGUCAUUGCGGCCGUCACACAGGUGGGGGGUCAGCUCCGGCCUGUGUUUGGAUACGUUUUUAUUGUGCUGGUCAUCCCAGCUGUCUCCGUCCAAUUAUUCGUCAACUAUAACAAGGGGGUGGCAGAGGCUGGAAGGGCAACCAAGCAUCAAGAGAGAUUACAAGAGGAGAGUUUUCACUAA
Closterium sp. NIES-65 is the source of this 954-nucleotide messenger RNA. NCBI's taxonomy places the organism in Eukaryota, Viridiplantae, Streptophyta, Zygnematophyceae, Desmidiales, Closteriaceae. The record is from the annotation of a GenBank genome assembly.